AUGAACUCGUUAUCACCGGGCCAUCCUUUGUUCAACCCCAGGCGUGUCCCGCCAGCAUUGAAACCUAUCGAGGAGACCGAGGGCCAUUACUGGUCGAUGCGAGAGCUCACUCUUUUCGAAAGGGAAAUAAAGCGUCAAACUGAUAUCAGGAUUACUGAACACACACCCGCUGAGCUCAACAAAAUGCGUCGCUGCAAGUAUUGUGGAGGUAAGUCUCUCGUCUGUUCUAUUCGAGACCACUAUUUUCCUUACUUACAAUUUUUCAUAGCGGCCGGCGGCUCGCAUCACAAGAAAACAGGCCCCCCGAAGAAGAAACUCCGAAUGGAUUUGGGGUGCUUUUGGCCUGACAAAAUGAACAAGAUUUUCUGUCACGAAGUGGCCCGCGUUGAUUUAGGAAAACGGGAAUAUGUCAAGAAGGCAGCCAUUCCGAAUGAUUUCAAUCGCGUCUUGAAGGCUUACUUCGAGAAUGCCCAGCUUGGUCGAAGUAAAGUGGUGCUCUGCGAUCAAGUCAAACUCAUGGAGAUGGUUGUGGAUAUGGAAAAUCAGCUGGACAACACGCAUUUCCUCAUCGAUCCUAAGAAUCACCAUCUUUGGGUCGAGGUAACCGGGAGUUCCAGAUCCGGUUAUGUGAUGUUCGAGAUAUAUCAAGUCUCCGAAGAAAAGUGGAAAGAUAGUUUCUCCAACGCAUGUGCUCCGAUCUGUGCUUGGCAUUUCGGCGCCUUCGAUGGCAAUGUCAGUGAAUUCCCCGUGCCACGGCUAUUGUAUUCAUACUAA
Messenger RNA from Penicillium angulare, 774 nucleotides. RefSeq lists its product as uncharacterized. NCBI's taxonomy places the organism in Eukaryota, Fungi, Ascomycota, Eurotiomycetes, Eurotiales, Aspergillaceae. The record is from RefSeq and is a predicted model, not a curated record. Bases 1 to 774 code for a protein of 257 amino acids. The transcript has a single exon.